Messenger RNA from Bombyx mandarina (wild silkworm), 1988 nucleotides. RefSeq lists its product as uncharacterized. NCBI's taxonomy places the organism in Eukaryota, Metazoa, Arthropoda, Insecta, Lepidoptera, Bombycidae. The record is from RefSeq and is a predicted model, not a curated record. Gene Ontology annotation, molecular function: protein binding.
ACAGAAAAACAGACGAAACGUCAUUGUGGUUGUUGUUGGACGUCUUCUAAGUAAGAUACUUUUAAAUUUUGGCGCAAAGAAUACCGCGUUGUCGUACACUUACAAUAAAUCCAUUUUUACUAAGUUAUUUGAUGUUAUAAUUCAGUAAACAUUGUAAAAUUAAUUCUUUCUGGUGUAAAACAGUGGUGUGAUUAUAUUUUGAUCUUUUAAAAAUAAUGACUACAACCCUCGUAGCUGAAUGCUGAAAAUCGAUUAAUAAACAAUAUGUCUUUGAAGAAGGAAUCCCGCACCGACGUGCAGUUCCACCUCGCAGCGCUGAGGGGGGACUGCGACCGACUGCGACAACUCCUGGAUACAGGGAAAGUUCACAUUGACUCCAGAGAUAGGGACGGUACCACGCCCCUCAUACUGGCCGCAGCCAUGGGGCACACGGACUGCGUCAGGGAGCUGCUGGCGCAGGGAGCCGACCCAGCCUGCUGCAGGACGACAGGAACGAGCGCCCUGUUCUUCGCGGCGCAGGGAGGCUUCCUCGACAUCGCGCGUCUGCUGCUGGACGCCGGCGCCGCCAUCGACGCGCCCAGCUCGGACGGCGGCACCCCGCUGUUCGUGGCGUGCCAGUGCGGACACCUGCCCGUCGUCGACGAGCUCAUCAGCCGCGGGGCCAACGUCAACUCCUGCAUGAAGGACAAAGCGACGCCGCUGUUCAUCGCCGCGCAGAACGGACACGACGACGUGUGCGCCGCACUCGUGCGCGGCGGCGCCGACCUCACCGCCGCGCGCUGCGACCGCGCCUCGCCGCUGUGGAUCGCCGCGCAGUGCGGGCACCACCGCGUCGCGCGCACGCUGCUGCGGGCCGGCGCGCACGUGGACCAGCUCAGGCAGGUACGUCGCGCCGCCCGCCGCGUGCGGGUCGGGGGGUCAUGUCGCGCCGGCCGGGCACCACCGCGUCGCGCGCACGCUGCUGCGGGCCGGCGCGCACGUGGACCAGCUCAGGCAGGUACGUCGCGCCGCCCGCCGCGUGCGGGUCGGGGGGUCAUGUCGCGCCGGCCGGGCACCACCGCGUCGCGCGCACGCUGCUGCGGGCCGGCGCGCACGUGGACCAGCUCAGGCAGGUACGUCGCGCCGCCCGCCGCGUGCGGGUCGGGGGGUCAUGUCGCGCCGGCCGGGCACCACCGCGUCGCGCGCACGCUGCUGCGGGCCGGCGCGCACGUGGACCAGCUCAGGCAGGUACGUCGCGCCGCCCGCCGCGUGCGGGUCGGGGGGUCAUGUCGCGCCGGCCGGGCACCACCGCGUCGCGCGCACGCUGCUGCGGGCCGGCGCGCACGUGGACCAGCUCAGGCAGGUACGUCGCGCCGCCCGCCGCGUGCGGGUCGGGGGGUCAUGUCGCGCCGGCCGGGCACCACCGCGUCGCGCGCACGCUGCUGCGGGCCGGCGCGCACGUGGACCAGCUCAGGCAGGUACGUCGCGCCGCCCGCCGCGUGCGGGUCGGGGGGUCAUGUCGCGCCGGCCGGGCACCACCGCGUCGCGCGCACGCUGCUGCGGGCCGGCGCGCACGUGGACCAGCUCAGGCAGGACGGCGCGACGCCGCUGUUCAAGGCUGCGCACAAGGGUCACGCCGCCGUGGUCGCCGAGCUGCUCAAGUACAACCCCGAGCUGGGCCUGCUACCCAACGGGCAGUCAGCGCUGCACGGCGCGGCCAUGUUCGGCGCGCUGUCGUGCGUGCGUGUGCUGGCGCCGGCGGCGGACCGCUCGCUGCGCAACGCGGCGGGGCACACGGCGCUGCAGGCGGCGGCGGCGGCGCGGCGCCCGCGCGUGGUGGCCUACCUGCGCGCGCUCGACCAGCGGGACGACACGACCUACUCCACAGAACAAUAGUCGAAGCCGAAUUACUUUACGUCCUAAUGUCACUUGGCGCUCGGCGCGCUAUCUUACACUUGCUCGUGCCAGUACUGGAGCCAGCCGCGCGACUUGCCGCUAACGAAGGGUAA